AUGGCGUCCGUGGAAGCGUUCGAAUGUGAUCCUGAUUUCUGCCCCCGCUGCGGCUCUAUCCUCCCUCUCCCCGGCUUACUGGAAGUGGUUUCCUGUACCCUUUGCAACUUUCAGAAAGAUACAUCCGGUAAGAGUAUAAAAAAAUUUCUUGAUUCAAAUGAAAGCAAUGAGUUGAGUCAGUCUUUCCAACAUGCAUGUGCAGCGAGUUGGGUCAGUCGACAGAGUUCAAAACACCCGGAAAACUAGGCUGGUUCCCACUAAACCAAUGAGUUGCUAAUGUCAGAUUACUCUCAUUAAAGAGGUUUCAAAUGAAGGUUUUCGUUUAAAAAAUGACUCCUUACUUAUCUUUCCUAUGCAUCCGCAGCUAUCAAUGUUAUGGUAAUGUAUGAUAACGAGUUUAAAACAUAGGAAAAUAAGAUUUGACCAAGUAUAAAACUGAACCACAACACAAACAUAGCAUAAUCAAAAGAAAAGGUUACAUGUAUGAAAAUUAUUAGAAUGAUUAUUAAAGGAAGAAUACUUUGAUCUUUUAUCAAAUUGCCCCAACUAAUUCUUAAAGGAUAUGUAUCAAAACAAGUGUGGUGAAUUUGUGGUUGGAUAUUGUGUCGUAAAGGCCGAUGUUCAUCCUUUGUGCUUUGCAGUUGUUGUCAUUGUUUUGAGACUUCCCUAUUGUCCUUUCCAACAAUCUGACUGGCUAACAGCUGUAAUCUCAAAGGGGUUUAAAUCCUACAUACAAGCUGACUGUUAGCCUGAAUAUUUCAUUUUUUUUUUUAUCUUAUGACCCUUUGAGGUUUCCUCGAGAUGUUCAAGGUUUGACUGUGGAAGUGUUCUUGUCUAAGGAAGCAAAUUAAUUAAGUCAAUCUUUCUAAAUAAUUUCUUCUUGCCAAAUGAGGUGAUUGACACGGCAAAGAAUUGUUUACAAUUAUUGACCAUGUUGUAUCCAGAAAAUCGGCAAAUGAAUGACCUUUGAGAUUUCUUGUUGUUAUUAUACAACUCAGCUCUGCAGUGAGACAAGCAGCUUCAAGUUUAAUUACAUAUAUUCCAGAAGCCUCAUUUCAGAGUUGCUCAUAAAACCUUGGAAAUCUAUUUGACCACAAAUAUAGCUUGUGUUCGAACAUGGAUGUCCUCAUGAAGGGUUUUACAAGUAAAGCAUUAAUAUGAACUCAGCUCUGAUUCAGAUGCUGAACUUUUCAAUGCCGAACCCAAUGCGUAAAUUGUUAUGAUGUAUUUUACAUGAAAUGAGGCUGGAAUUAACAUCAUCAUCUGAAUCAAUUCAGCUGAUCUAAGUAAUUCUUAAAAAGCUUUGCCUCUGAACUGGGCCUGAACUGGUUGUUAAACUUUGAUAAACUUUAUCUUUAACUGGUACUUACAUGUAGCUUAUGUUGUCAAUUAUACAUGUAUAUAUUUUUUUCUCAUGAAUGCAGACUUUGAGGGUAUAGAGGUACACUCGCGAAAGGUUUUUAAUACUGUCAAAGAAAAGACAACAAUAACAAAACAAGCAGAUGAGUCAGUAGGACCAAUGGUAAAUAGUAAAGUUGCAGAAUUCUUCUCUGUGCACAGGCAAAUAUCACUAAAAACAAAACUCAAAAGAAACAAGUCUCACCUGGACUUUUCUGUUUUUUUUCUGUUUUUUCUUUUGUUUUAGUAAUACGUCUGUAAGUAUCUGUCAUUAUCACUAUCAUUGUCGUCUUCAUCGUCAUCAUCAUCAUCAUCAUCAUCAUUCCCUUCGGCCUCAGCCAAAACUCCUCAGACUAACUUCUUUCCACACCACAGUAUCACCAUAAUAACAUGCAGGUCCUGCACCCCAAUUACAGUGCCUUUAUUGUGUUAAUUGAUGUCAGGAAAGGUUUUGCUGGCAAGUGGCUUGGUUUCCACAAGUGUAGUCAGGGUAUAGUUCCUCCUCUGGCACAGUAACAGUGCCCUGCACAGUAUACCCUUCUAAGGUUGCUUGCUGGCUAUUUAAGCCAGCCAACCAUUAAAUAAUUUUCUUCUGCUUUUCAACCUUAUCCAUUCAAAAAUUUCUUUAGCUGCUUAGCCAGUCCACCUCAUUGGUUAAAAAAAAUUCGUAAAGCCAUUCAGCUAAUUAACCUCAUCUGUUUAAAAAUUUCCUUUAUAGCUGUUCAACCAUUCAGCCCUUUUGUUUUGAACAGCUCAGCUAUCCAUUUGUUAUCCGUUCAUUUGCUGUUUGUUUGGCAUGUUUAUGAAUACCAUUUUAGGAAUUUUUCUCAUGAGGUGUCACAUUAUGAAACGAUUGUGACUCAAGAUUCAGAUUCAUCAUUUACUUUUAAAAUCUUCUAAAAUGAUUGUAUGUUGGGCUUUCAGGUUGACAGGAAGUGUCCAAACUGUGGUCAUGAAGGUAUGACAUACACCACAAGACAAACCAGAUCAGCUGAUGAGGGACAGACAGUUUUCUAUGGCUGUCCACAAUGCAAGUAAGAAAACCAGUAAUUAAUCUAAAGGGCCUUUAUUGUCCAUUUGCAAGUCAAAAUAAAUGAACAAGGGAAACAAAUGAUUUUAAUACAAGAUCUAUGAUUACCAAGUGUAGUUUCCUGAGGGUUCCCAAUACGUUUUUUUGCGGAACUUGGAAUUUGCCCUGUUUAAAGGCCGGGAGUCAGGAGUUUAAAGGAAAAUGGGGCCGAGAUUUGGGGUUGAAAGUACAGUAUAUUAUUAUUAUUAUUAUUAUUAUUAUUAUUAUUAUUAUUAUAGUUAUAUAAGAUAUACUAGUGUAAUUGCAAGUGAUUUUCUCUCUCAACAUCCAAGUCCAAACCAUGGACCUUGGGAGGCAAAGAGGGUUUCUACUUGAUGGAGAGGACCCGCCUGAGAAGGUGGGCUGUAGAAAGGAGAGUUAUUUUCUGGAGUUCAUGAAUGUUGAUGUUGCCAGGGAUUUUGUUGGUGUAGUUUUAUUAUUAUUAUUAUUAUCAUCAUCAUCAUUAUUAUUAUUAGUUCAGUUAUGAAUUACAAAGGAUUAAAACUUACACAACAUGACCUUGCAGUUUUUUUUUCCAUACUAUGCUUAAGACAUUAAAAUCCAUCAACUAUUGAAAUCGAUGCAUAAUCAAUCUACAGUAGUCGACAGAAUUACUCAAGGUUGAAUUUAUCUUACUGCCACAGCAGGGCUCUAAUAUUUGUAUGUUUUUUUCUUUUCUGACAGGUUCCAAGAAACAGAAUAUUCGUAAAAAUAGUAAUUAUUUUCGUAUAAUGUACCUUGUAUUUAUUUUUGUUUUUGGCAGCAAAAUAAAAACAAUUUUAAAACACUGUUAAUUGAUAAAUGAAGAUUUUAAAAACACCAAAUUUAUAAUUAAGUGUCACCAUUUCACCAUAGUCAAAGCUUGAUUCUCCAGUUUUACUCUUAUGAGAGAAACUCCAAAGGGCAGGGAAUCGGCUCCUCCUUCUUCUUUUUCAGGUGUUGUUUCUGACUUUGUUCCCUUGAGGAAAUAAUUUAUUUCAAAAUGGUGGCCAUUUACAAGUGAAACGUGGAGAGAGAGAGAACGCGCGUGCAAGCCCCCAACUCUCGCGUCCGCUUUCGCGUGCCUCUCGCGCGUGACUUCUCGCGAUAUCUCCCAGUUGGAGAGCUUGUGCGCAAUGUAAUCUUUCUGCUUUCCUACAGUCGGUUUUACAGUUGGUGUUAGUAAGGUUAAAGCGCUUACCAUUUGUAUGGAAAACCUGGUAAUUCAGGAGAGAAUCCAAAUAGAACGUUUCAUCCCUGUGAAAUGUUUUCGGAAAUAAGGGACUGAAUUACCUUUUUCUCCCUUUUACCGGAACGACCGACAUUUUCUGUACGCCUUAUUUGGAUUAACACUGGCACUAGCCCUCUGCUAUCGAGGGUCACCUCACUACCGCUCAAAUUCCUUUGUCAAAUUUUGAGUAUGGCGAAGGAUGAACCAGCGAACAUCUCAGUACGUGCUGAAUGAGCCCCCUCCAAAAGAAGACCCCCAGGGAGACCGUGACUAGUCCAGAUUGUGCUCGGCAACGCUUGAGCAACUUUUGGCGUUUGGAGCAACUUUUUGCAGUUUUAGCAACCUCGAGUAAGUUUUGCCUUUCCAAGCAAUUUCCCCUUUAGCAAAAUAUAGGUUUAGAGCACAUAUCAAACACGAAAAAGAAAACGAAUUCUUAGAAAAUUCAAUGUAAGCGAGUUUCUUGAAUGCCUAUGAACCUUUUGAACCUUUCACUGACAGCGUUUUGCAGGCCUUAAAAGGCAUUUUAUAUGUGCCUAGAAGGCCUGAUAAGCAAUCAGCACAUAAAUAGUAAAGGUAAGCUCGAUGCGCAUUUUGCUAAUUUACAGAGCAAAGAAUGAUUCCCAUACAACGUCAUAUAAAUUUGUUUGCCGAUACACACACGUGUACAUGAAAGUUGCUCGCUCCAGGUUAAGCUUAAUCCCCCAUUCCUGCUUUCGGUGCGAAAAAAAUACCAGUACCACCGCCCGAAUCCUCUCUCCUCCGAAGAGGCUCCCGCUGGGUACCCCAGUGCUAAAAGUAGCAAAAAUCGAAAAAUAGCAAUCGUACGGGGGACGAUCAUAAAAAAGACGGGAAAUGCGUGAACCUCGAGACCUCGCUUCCUCUCUUUCCCCUUGCCAUCGUCCCACUCGCGCUUUCUUUUCCCUCCUUCCACUCUCCCUACGACAUACAGGAGAGAGGCCUGAAUCAUUUAAAAAUGUUUUGAGACCGGUCUGCCGAGGCGGGAGAUCCCGAGUUCGCGAGCCAUAUCCCGCGGCCUUUAAUACGACACGUGACGUACUGAAUCCUACUUUGCCACUCCUUUGUUGUCAAAUAUAGGUAAAAGGAGCCCAUAACCCUUAUUGGGCCCCCUGGGUAACAUAUUAUUUUUACAUUAUGCUGGCCCAGUCCCAGGAAAGUUAAGACUUUUUAAAAUCCAGGUAAAAUAUAGCCCGCGUAGCAUGCACUUGGAGGUAAGAAGCAUAAGAAAGAACGGGGCGCGUGUCUCCACGGCGCGCCUCGUUCUUUUCUGCCCCCGUAAAAGUACUUUCAAGCGUCUGCAACUCAGGAUAGUUUAAACUAUACCAUCCACCACCCCAAUGCACCUUACCAGGAGCCCAUCAAUUUGAUGGGCUCCUGACCUUACUUCUGUCUCCAACAACCCCACCCCACCUCUGUUAGCAUUUAUCUGACGCAAGGCGCGGCUCCGCAGUCUGUUUUUGCACAGACAACUGGCAGAAUUUUUCGUAGAACCUGAGGAGUUCGCACCGGUGAAAAGGUACGGUUUCUUCCACAGCCUUUUAUUAUUUCACCAGAAAUACGUAUCUCGCGCCAGCAUUGAUGUGAUAUUAUAAAACUAACUUGAUCAAAUUGUCGUCGGAGCAUAAUUUGUGUCCAGCGUUAAUAAAGAAGAAAACCGAAAGCUCGAAACCAACCGAACGAACAACCAGUUGGAUCCAGUCCAAUUUCAAUCGUCCGAUGGAUUUUGAUAAGGAUCGACAAUCAAACACAAUUGCGCUUAAACUUGUUAUGAGUUCGAUUACCGUUGUUGGAAAGAGACUUGAUUUCGACUCUCACUCCUUGGGCUGUACUGCACUUAAUAUCCGUACCUCGCAGUAUAGGACUUACCUUUUCUUCUUACCCCUAAAGAUUAUAUAAAUUUAUAUAAAUCGCUGAAGACUUCCAUAAAAUAUGGGUGUACCCCGAAGAAUAUAGGUCGCACCCCUAAAGGAUUUUGUAAAAAUUAAUCCUUCACCCCCAAAGAAUUCGUUUGCUCUACCCGUAAAGAAAUCCUCAAUUUUUGUAACUUACCCUUGAAGAAUGGCUUGGUCCUUAACUUAGGGGUGGGGGGUACAGAUAUUAAAUGUAACACCCCCAGGUAACAGCUGAGCCAAGGCACUUUCAAAGCAUAUCACUAGGGAAGACUGGGAGCAGCUAUUUUGUAAGCAAGGAUCUCAACAUAAAAGUGCUUAUUACAUGUGUCUUUUGGAAUUUUUAAGUAGCCUAGUGCCAAGACUGCUUAUUUGGAACUUCAGCUCUCUAAUUCUGUGGCCGAAUACCAUUCCAUUCCAAGAAUUAGUUGGGGAUCAUUUCGGGGUCAAUGUGCAAACAGUGGGGAUCAUUUCAGUCGGUAUCAGUCUCAUUUCAGGAGCUGCACAGAACUAUAAAACGUAUUUUAUAGUAUACCUAUUAUGAUUCAAGCUGUAUGAAUAUUUUACCCUUUAUGUUUAGAUUUUGGUGCUAAUUUUCUGUCCUGCCAGAAUAGCCGUCUCUCCUCUCUCCCUGUCAGUAGGGAUAUUUUCGCCAGGAGAGACGUAUGUACCUCAGUGACAGUAAUACCAUACUGGUGACGAAAAACUCUGUCUGGAAUCUGGUCAGGGCCUCGGAUUGGUCACCAUAGUAGUUAAUAUAUUGUUUUAGCUAUUGUUUAGAAAUGACACGUACAAAAGACAAAAGGCCACAGAGGUUAAAAGUAAAAGCAAUGAUUCUAUUCCAAAACAGUCAAUAUUCCUGGAAUACAUUCUUUUAGAAUAUGCUUUUGAGUUUUGCAAAAGCAGAUUCGCAGAGGAACACAAAACUUUCUUAAGGAGAAACUGGAAAUCGAAAUCUGAAAAUCAAAUAAAUGUACUUUUGGAACCAUUUGACUACCGAAUUAAUAAAUUAUGUAACCAUUGAUAUAUGUUAUCAGUAUGUAAUUAUUUCUGUGGCUGAGGAGAAGACAUCUCUCCUGGGAAAACAUCCCUAGCAGCAAAGAGCAACCAGAGACGGCUGUUUUUGCGGGCUACUAAUUUUUUGUUAUUAUUUGAUGACUAUGUUUUUUCUUUCAGAUCAACUUAUGAACCUCUCAUUUGCUGGUUGCGGUUUUCUGGGAGUUUAUCACCUUGGAGUAGCGACUUGUCUUACAUCUCAUGCGCCUCAAUUUCUCAAGAACAUAACAGCUUUUGCAGGUGCCUCGGCAGGGUCACUUGUUGCCGCGGUGCUAGCAACAUCAGCUCCCUUAAACAAGUGCUCUGAUUUUGUGAUUGAACUCACUGAUGAGGCCCGAAAACACCCACUUGGUCCAUUUAACCCAGGAUUUGACCUGGUGGGAAACAUCAGAAAAGGACUUGAACUUCAUCUACCAUCAAAUUCUCACAAGGUUGCCUCAGGAAGGCUUUUUAUUUCAGUAACAAGUUUAAAAGAAAGGAAAAAUGUUAUCAUAUCGGAAUUUGAGUCAAAGGAAGACUUGAUCCAAGUAAGAGGCGAUUUUUUUUCCAGCCUUUGAAUUAAGUUGUAGUUUGUUUUAGACUGCUCUAUGUCUAAUGUGUUGGUUUAAUUAUCCCUAAUUUUUGAAUGUUUGUUUCCCUUUGUUUUCGUGUAUGAUAGUAACUGAACCAUUCAUUCACAUGGUGGCAUCACAGUACACCACAUGACUGUUCCAUCAGUAUCUAGAUUUUUGUGUACAUUAUUCAGGGGCAGACAGAGGAUUUUGUGAUAGAGGGGGCCUAGAGAUAUAGUACACAGUGGCGGUAUGGGCAUGGUAGUGCCCAACAGGACUGCGAACAGCACACUUUUUUAGGGAGUUUCGGGCACAAAAAAUUGCUCCUCGGGGAAAAUUUUGAGAUUGAGGUUCUCCGAGAUGCAAUCUAGUUCAUUUUGGACGCUUAAAUUUAGCAAUAUUGAACAUGUAGUGCUGAAAUAUUUAAUAAACCACAGCUGUGGUUGUGGUCAAAGAAGUAAUUAACACUUUAUGAUGCUGGCAGGGGCUGGAGCAAUUGCGGCGAGAGCGCAGCCUCCCAGCAAAGACAACGUUCAAUAAAUUUUCUUAUUAAAGAAAAUAUAUUUAAGUAACAAAGCUUGAAGUACCAUCCAACACAUGUUUACAGAAGAAAAAAAUUCCUGGACAAAAGGGGGUACAGGGCCUCCCUGGGCCCACCCCUAAAUGUGCCCUUGUUAUUUUUAAAUAACACUCUCCUCGAUCUCCAUAAUUCUUCAUAAUUAUGAUACGAAAGCCGUAUUCAAUAAUUGUUUUAUUAAUCAUUCAAAAUAAUUCCUAGUUUUAGAACAUAGCUAAAACAUGCUUACCUCCCUCGAUGUUAAGUUCAUCUUCAAUAGUGCACAUUUAGGGUUGUUCAGCACUGCAGAUAUUCUCCAAACAACAGAUGUCGCCCUUCGAGUUGUCUUCUUGCAGUUCUUGCCAUGUUUUUAGCUAUUUUUUGGCCUAGUUUUUACUCUUGAAAUGAGUGAAAUGUCUGCCGUUUUUGUUUUUACAACCAAAACAACUCAACCUCGUCCCCAGGUCUUCUUGGUUAACGGUGCAUUAACCUGCAAGGAAGCUGCACUUUUGAUGUCAUUGGUUGAUUAAUUGCAAAAUUCUUCCAAAUUUGGUGAUCAGUAGCUGGUUAUGGUGAAUUAUGCGCGUGCUUUUAGCCAAUCAGAAAAGGGAAAAUAUUUUGAAUGAAUAAUAAUAUUAAUUAUUAAGUCUGCUGAACCAUAUGGUGAAUAUGUAGUCUAGAGAUCUGUUUCUUUUUUUUGGAAGUAAAAGACUUUCUUAACAUUCUGGACAUCCCAUGUUACUGUCAAAGUAAGAAAACCAUUGUUAUUUAAACAUGUCCAGUCAUGUUUUCACUUACUGCUAUUGUUUUGGAAGUGUGAUUGGCUUUUGUUUGAAGGGACACAAUAUCGUUUGUUCAUUUUUGGGGCGGGGGAGGGGAGUGGGAAAAGUAGACUGCAAAGCAGUCAGUUUUUUUCUCAAAAUUGGUUUAGUGAAGUGUAAGCGUAACAGUCUCACGCAAGCGAAGUGCGCGAGCAUCACACGCCCAUAGGGUGGCACAGAAAUCUAAAAAUUGUGUGCUGCACCUGUACACAGUCUCACUCCAGACCUUUUUGUUUGACUGUUCCCACGCACUUGAAUACACAAAAAUACGGACUGUUUUGCAGUGAAGGGGGAAAGGGGAGGAGAAAGGACUAGUAGAGGGCUGUUUUUUGAAUGCUCCAAGUUUUUUAUUUUAAUUUCCUUACAGCAUAAAUACAGUGAUGACAAAUUACUAACAGUAGAGGCAUACAGUUUGUCUGAAAUCAUUAUUUUUUUUCUGAAGUAAUUAGGACAAUACUUGUGCAAAGGAUACAUAUAAUUUUUUUUUACGGGCUUUAAAUAAUUGUGCUGUAUUUUGUCGACUAAUAGCCAGACAAAAAGGGGGCAAUUAUUCGAGGGAGACGAUUAUUUCAAAUAAUUGCUUACUGGAAAAUGGCUCUAAAUAUUUUUUUUAUUAUUAUCCCAUUAAACCAAAAUUGAUCUCAUGAAAUACACUGAACAUGGGCUUUUUAAGCGUUCCAAAUUUGUUUCCUUGAUUAAAUUGCAUUAAUGUCAAUAUCCUUUGCAUCCGAGCUUUUUUUGUCACUAAUCAGUUUUGCUAGAUCAGAAUCCACUUCAACUUGAAUCGUUUCUAACACAGCGUACCCAAUCAGUGGUAAUUGAGGGGGCAUCAUCUGCCCCUGUAGUUACGACCUCUGGUGUUCCCCAAGGAACAGUCUUAGGACCGCUACUGUUCUUAAUGUAUAUAAAUGAUUUACCUGAUAGUCUUAACUCUACUGUUAGACUUUUUGCUGAUGAUGCAUUGUUAUAUGGGACAAUUUGUUGUGAUGAAGACACAGCCGAUCUCUAAGAGGACUUGUAUAGAUUAGAAGAUUGGCAACAAAAGUGGAAGAUGGAAUUUAAUCCUUCAAAGUGCAAGAUCAUGUGUUUUAGAACCAGGAGAGAUCCACCAAAGCGGGAAUACGUAUUUUGUGGACAAAUCCUAGAAGAAGUGGAAUCUCACCCUUAUCUGGGGGUAGUGCUCGAUAACAAAAUGAGGUGAUCACCACACAUUGAAACAAUCACAUCUAGGGCAAAUAAGGUCUUGGGACUUAUCAAGCGAAAUCUGUGGAAUUGUCCAAAGUCAGUGAAAGAAACCGCGUAUAUGUCACUUGUGAGGCCAAAACUCCAGUAUGCCUGUAGCGCAUGGGACCCACAUUACGAGAAAGAUAAAGCCGCUCUAGAAAGGGUACAGCGGAAAGCAGCCCGCUUUGUCACUGGAAAUUACGAUCGAACAACGAGCGUGACGGAAAUGCUGCAAGACCUACAGUGGGACACACUUGAAACAAUGAGAAGACACGCAAGGCUCUCCACUAUAUACAAGAUGUGCCACGGCCUCCUAGAUGGGGACUGGGGGGAUUAUUUGAUAACAAGCAAAGAAAGGAGAACCCGGGGAAGCCAUGAUUUUGGAUUUAUUGUACCGAAAGGACAUAAAGAUAUUUUUAGAUUUUCUUUUUUUCCCGGGACAAUAACUGAAUGGAACAAACUUCCAGAAGAAACUGUUUCCAGCCAAUCCCUAUGUAUUUUUAAAAGCAAACCAAAUUAGUUUUCUUUUUAUCAGUAGUUUUUUAAUAGUUUUUAAUAGUUUUUUAAUAGUUUUUAAUAGUUUUGUAUAUUCUAGUAUAGUUUUAUUUAUUAUUAUCUUAGAGUUGGCGUGAUGUCCCAAACGAUUUUGCCGACAUAUUUAGAUUUAGAUUUAGAAGAAAGAAAAGAUGGCGAAAGGGGUUUGGGGGAGAUUAUUCGAGGAGGCGAUUAUGUUAAAUACUUCCUUUUGAGGGGGUGAUUAUUUGUGGUCCGAGGUAAUUAAUCGAGGGAUGGCUAUUAUUUGAGGAAAUAGGGUAUUCAUGGUUCAAAAUAAGAAUUUGAUCACUGAGACCAAAGCCCACACACAUACUAGGGUAAGUGGUUUACACGUUUCAAACAUGAAUAUGAUCUUAAAUUUAUCUUCUGUUUUCAAGGUUUUACUGGCAAGCUGCUACAUUCCUUUCUAUGCUGGGCUGAAGUUUCCACAAUUUAAAGGGCAGGUAUGUGGUUGAUACUUAAGCUUCAAUGCGUAUCGUUAUUGUACAUAACUACCACGUCUACGCCAAAAUGAUAUCUAAUUUUGUGCUUUAAAGUUUUCUUUGUCACAAAAAUUUUCAAGCAGAUUGACCACAGGAUUGUCAUAAUUUAUUUCUACCUAUUAUUUAAUUGGUCAGAGAGUAUUUACGUGAGAGCGCAAUGUGUGUUCAUCUGACAUACUGUACAUAUAAUGUGAUUCAAAUUGCGGUUGUUAGUCAGCCCGCAAAUGACUUGUCCAUCACUCAAAUUCUCAGUGGUUAGAGCAUCUGACUGGUAUCCGGAAGACUGGGUGUUCAAUUCCCAUCUGGAACUCAGAAAUUGUUUCUAAGUUCUUUUCACCACAGUUCUAGUUAUUAUGGAUUGAAUUACGCAUUUGUUUUUCAGUUCAUGUUCUUUGGCUAUUUUUUUUUAAUAAAAUUAUAUAAGAGAGUAGAUAUGAAUGAUGAGUAAGAGGCAGCGAAAGGUUGUUCUCCGGAAUUUGGAAAUGUUGUUUUUGGAGGAGAGGGGAAAACUUUUGAUCGCCCCCCGAACUCAACCCUCAUAUGGUAUUUCAACGAGUCACUUUCCGUGGAAUACGAUGUUCUCUGCGCUCGAAUUUCCCAAGCUUUAUCCUUGUUCUUUCGUCUCUUUUUCCACAGACCUGGUUUGAUGGUGGAUUUACUGACAACCUCCCUAUUCCCCCAUCGGGAAUUACCAUUAGAGUGUCUCCAUUCAGCGGGAAAAAUGAGAUCUGUCCGCAGGAUAAAUCCCGAUCCUUCUCUGAGAUUUAUUGGAGGAAUAUGCACGUGUACGUUAACAGAGAAAACAUGCGAAGAGCGACAAAUAUUUUGUACCCGCCCAGGAAGCGUCUUCUUCGUAAGAUACACGGUAAAGGGUACGACGACGCAUUGGAUUAUGUCAAGAAAAAUCAGUUAUCUUAAGUGUGUAAUAAGAUUGUUAUUGGAAAAGGGUGAAAAACACGAUUUGAGGCGCACAUGGUUUUCGCCUGAUUCCUGUAAAGUAUUUUUGCAUUUCUUCCGCACCUUAAAGUGUUCUGAACAUGUCCAAAAAACAAAAUCGCUGAGUAUGUAUCGCCAUUGGUUUUAAAUUAGGUUUGAAGCAGAACAAAGGAAAAAGAAGCAGAAGUUGACUUAAUGUUUCUGUUUCUGUCUACUCCUCCGUCUUUUCGGUCCCAGGUGCUUCGGGAGUAGAAACAAGGACUGCAGCGAAAACGUCAUUACCAAAUUGAAUUCGCAUUUCUUCAAACAUGAAUUCCCGUGGAGAUGACUUCUUAUUAGAGACUGGAACCAAGACUUUGCAUAAGGAAAUUAAACGUCUUGGUCAGUGCAGCACUGUGAAGUGAAAGAAAUGGACUUAAAAUUGCGAUCCUUGUGCAAAGUUGUUGUUUUGCUCGUUAGACCAAGAGCGUUUUGGUUGUUUUCGUUACAUUCGCCGUCCUUGUUGGUAAAACUUUCAAUUCUCAUCAGGUCUUUCUUUGUUUUUUGAUUGACACAAACUUUUCGACCGCUGCUUCCACCUCCGCUUUUGCUUUCAAUUAGUUGCUAGUGUAACCUAACUUUAACACUGGUAGACGAGAUUUCAGUAGUAAGGUACACGUUAGGGGUGUCCUCAUUACGAUUCAAACCAGCCUUGAGUAACUUAUGUGGAUUCCUGGUUUGAAUCGUAGUGAAGGUUGAGACAUCCACGAUGUGUAUCUGCGCGUACUCAGAUGGAAGGGGGAAAGGGAGAGCCCAUGAUGACAUUUAACCCCAUUUCAUGUUGGCCCUAGUUCUCAAGGUCAAGGUAGCCAAUCCCUGGGAACAUCUUUAUUAGUAAGUCUAUGGGUGGGGUUUAGCCUGAGAAAGCAGCCGACAUUUGACAUUUGAAUUUGAAAUUCCAUACUGAUGACGCGUCACUACCCAGAUCUGGGUAGUGCUUCUGGUUGCUUGAGUCAAAUUUCCCACGUGGCACGACCAAUCAGAAACACUACUUCACUGCUUAACAAGUGACCGAUGAAUUAAACAUAAACUUCU
Molecule: messenger RNA, 12839 nt
Organism: Porites lobata
Lineage: Eukaryota; Metazoa; Cnidaria; Anthozoa; Scleractinia; Poritidae
Source: the annotation of a GenBank genome assembly